CAGAGAAAAAUCCUUCCUCCUCGCCAGUUUGUUAAAUGUAAUCUAAAAUCUCUUGGAUUAUGUAUUUGUGCGCCUUCUGCGUUGGAGGGCCUGUUUCACACACACACACCUAAACACGCUCACAUCCAACUGGGGAUGUUUCUCCUCUCUGGUUUUUAUGGGCCCGGGUUACUGUUUAACAUCCCCACCCUAGUUUAAGUUUGUUUAGUAAAUCGAUCUUAUGACAGGGCUAUGAUGGCGCCGUCCAAUGUGUCGCUCCAUGAAUUAUUGGCAGCUCAGCUCUCCUGCCUGCCCUUUUAAUGUUUUCCAACACUUUACACUAUUCUAAAACUCAGCUGCUUCGUAAGCCCGAUGGCUCACUGAGGGCUGCUCCCCUGUCAAAGUACAGCGAUACACCUGGAUAAAUGCACAUACCAGACCACGGAAACACAGACAGCAUGCCGACAGAACCAAGCCACCCCGGUCCGGAUGGGCUGAACGCUAACUGCGCAAUCUGUGGAGACAAAGCGACAGGAAAACACUACGGGGCUUCCAGCUGCGACGGCUGUAAAGGCUUCUUUAGACGCUCCAUACGCAAAAGCCAUGUGUACACCUGCAGGUUCAGCAGACAGUGUGUGGUUGAUAAGGACAAGAGGAACCAAUGUCGCUUCUGCAGACUCAACAAAUGCUUCAGAGCAGGCAUGAAAAAAGAAGCGGUGCAGAAUGAGAGAGAUCGGAUCAGUUCCCGAAGAAUCAUCCCAGAUUCCCAAGACCUUCCACCUAUUACUAUCUUGGCACAGGCAGAAUCAUUAUCUCAACAAAUUAUCACUCCUGUAGGAUUAGCGGACAUAUCGGAGGUGAAAUCAGCCACCGUAGGGGAUGUGUGUGAUUCCAUGAGGCAACAGCUGUUGGUUUUGGUGGAAUGGGCCAAAUACAUCCCGGCCUUUGGGGAGUUGCCUCUGGAUGAUCAGGUGAGCUUGCUCAGGGCUCAUGCAGGCGAACACCUCUUGCUUGGGGUUGCCAAAAGGUCAAUGCCAUUCAAGGACUUCCUCCUUUUAGGAAAUGGCUGCGUGAUACACAGGAACAGCCCUGAAGCUGAGAUUUGCAGGGUUGCCAACAGGAUUUUAGACGAGCUAGUCCAGCCCUUCCAAGAUAUUCAGAUAGAUGACAACGAGUAUGCAGCUCUCAAGGCAAUUGUCUUCUUUGACCCAGAUGCAAAGUCCUUGCGGGACCCUACAAAAAUUAAAACCGUGCGUCUUCAGGUUCAGAUGAGUCUGGAGGACUACAUUAAUGAUCGUCAGUAUGACUCCAGGGGUCGUUUUGGAGAGCUCCUGCUCCUGCUUCCCACCCUGCAGAGCAUCACCUGGCAGAUGAUUGAACAGCUCCAGUUUGUUAAGCUCUGUGGCCUGGCCAAGAUAGACAACUUGCUGCACGAGAUGCUGCUGGGAGGCCUGACGGCAGAGUCCAACCACCUUCACCACCCGGCGCACACCCAGCUGGCCCAGGACCCUGUGACCGGACACACCCUCGUCAUCAGCACCAUGCCUGUCGCUCACGUCCCACCCAUAGCUUCACCAGAGACACCCAUCCCGUCGCCACCGCAGGGUCCUCCCACAGAAAUGUACAAACACUUCCCUCAGCCUCAUUGUCCUCCAGCCAGCCCGUCGCCCUCUGCACAGACAGACCCCUGACUCCUUCCUGGUCCACAUCAAAGAGUCUUUCACUGGGCCAGUUUUUAUUUUCUUGUCCGUAGUUUAUUAUACUGAUGCGAGAGUUGGAAAAGCACUCCUUCUUCCGUGUGUGCCUUAAAGACCUCCCCGCCCCCCUGGUUGCUGCUCAUCUUGCAGCAACCAGCGGCCUCAGAAUAAUUGCCUGCUCUUCAAAUGCAAGCUUUUUAUUCAAAUUUAACCCAUCACAAAAAGUCUACAUCCUUCAACAAGAGACCAGACACAGUGGCUUCAGCUGUAAUGAUCAGAGGGCACAGAGCAAUUUAGGGGCUCAUUUGGGCUUUGGCUGGUGUUGUAACCUGCUCGGGCCAUUCGGAUCAUUCCCAUAGCCGUCUCGCAGCGGCAGGACAUGAUGUGUGCGAGUAAACCGUAAUGACGGCACAGCAGUGACCUGGUUAAUUGAAUAGCCCUAGAUGACAACAGGCUCAGUCGUCUGAAAAAAAAAAAAAAUAUAAUGUAAGUAGGCUGAGAAACUAUUGCUCGCCGUUUCAGGGCUUAAAAGACAAAUCCUCAGGAAUUUUUUUGAUAAAGCUGAAACGAUUUAAAGUCUCCAUCAAAUGCAGGACUGAACGGAGCAGAGUGGAGCUAUAAAACCCGCAAUUCUAAGUGCGAGUGAGCCACAUUAACACGUUUUACAUCUCGCCCAGAAGCGUGUAUUUACCCGCUUUUGAAUUAUUCCAAUAAACAUUUGCUCACCUGCCUUCCAUCCAACCCAUGUGCCUACAGUCAAACAAAGCCCAGGGGUCUUUGAGCGCUGGAGUUCGGUUAACGGUGAAGCGCAGGUGAGCUGUCGCAGGGAUCCGUCUCCUGCAACAGUCUCUAAAUCCAGCCAUCCCUGACUUGACCUCACCCGUGAUUAGAUAUGGGCUCAGAGCUGCAUGUAAAGUAGAUGAGGUAAACAAAAAUAUGGUCAGAUACUGCAGAGCACAGUGGAAACAAUUAUAAACAAACGGUAACAAAUUAAAUAAUACUGAAGUGUGCAGAUUUCACUGGCAGUUCCUUCUCUGUCUUAAUAGAUUUCAGUCUGUUAACUGAGCGGAGAGCGCACUUAGCAAAGACUGGCUUCCUGAAUGUAUAAAAACUCCAAACAAGAGACCGGCUGCUCACAACAUAGUGCAUUUUUCUCAAUAAUAAACAGACAUAUAAUAACAGCGAAGUGUAUGGAGUGUAAGGUUUGUACAGUUUUUAAAGAGGCUUUUUUUAUUUUACUUUUCAUAUAUGAACGUAUUUAUGUGAAACAUUCCAAUCAGAUGCUCUGCUAUUUCUACAGAUGCAUCUCACUUCCUGUUUAUUUUAAUAUACACAGCCAGGUUAGAAUGAUCCAAAUCCAGGCAAGGUGCUGCUGUAAUUAGGUUUUAGAAACUCAUUUAGCCUAUUGUGUGUUUUCUGCCAGUUAUUGACACAGACAACUGCACCUAGUUUUCUAGGUUUUGCACUUUAAGAAUCGUUUAAAUAUUCGGGUCCCUGGCUGUGCUAACUUUUUAUUUUCAUAUGAAACCCCCGGCAAAGUUCUUCUCAGUGUCUUAAAUCCUAAACCCCGCAUUUUUUACAUGGAAUUUAAGUAAACUGGGAUUACUCCAAGUCCAACAGAAAUAGCCCAUCUAUCUUAACAGUGGUGUAGGUUUUUAUUUGUUUCAGUGGUAUCAUCUCAGAGGUAUGAUUUAAAGAGAAAGCGAGUCAUAGAUUUGUCUGUUUAAAUGACUGAGUGGGUUAAGCCUUGAGGAGAUUUUUCUUUAAAUGUCAUAAGAAUAUUUUUUUUUGUGUGUGUACAGUUUAUUAUACAUCAAAGGUUUAAUUCUAAAAAAAAUGUAAAUAUAAAAAAUGUCCAGCUUUAACUGAACAGCAUGCAUCAAGACCUUGAAAUGUAACCUCUGUCGGCUUCCCUUCACCAAAUUAUUUAGGUUGUCCUAAAAAAUAAAUCCUGGACAUUUUUUUUUUUAUCGUUUUAUUUUACGGAUCUGAUCGGAACAAGCACCUGAAAAAACAAAAAAAAACUUAAAUUCUGUGGUUUCUAUUAUAUUCGGAGAAAUUAAGAUAUAGUUGCCACACAAAAUGAUGCAUACAUUUAGCUAUUGUGCAUGUCUUUAACAGCUAAAAUUGUACAUCUGUUAUUUGUGUCGAACCUUCUCUUAAAAAAUGAUUAGAUAGUGGCAAAGAUCACAAAAAUGUAAGAAAUUGUAAGAAAGUAAUCUUCAGUGCAAAAUGAAUAUGUCUACAUUGUAAUAUUUAACUUAUGUAAUAUAAAUUCAUAACUGAACAUGG
Molecule: messenger RNA, 3968 nt
Organism: Fundulus heteroclitus (mummichog)
Lineage: Eukaryota; Metazoa; Chordata; Actinopteri; Cyprinodontiformes; Fundulidae
Gene: hnf4g
Product: hepatocyte nuclear factor 4, gamma
Exons: 11
Coding region: 405-1670 (421 amino acids)
Biological process (GO): anatomical structure development; cell differentiation; regulation of transcription by RNA polymerase II
Cellular component (GO): nucleus
Molecular function (GO): nuclear steroid receptor activity; zinc ion binding; RNA polymerase II cis-regulatory region sequence-specific DNA binding
Source: RefSeq, a predicted model, not a curated record